CCUUGAACAGCGACAACAACUUACACAGGACUUCAGUCCCGACGUUCAAAAUGGCUGCUGUAAACAUUUGCCGUAGGUGCUUGCAAACAGCUGCAGCAAGGUCCCACGUACCGCUUAUCAGAUUUCCUCAAAGGGAUCCUCUCUUGGGAAGAUUUCCACUGCUUGAAAAGAUAAAAAGCAUGGUGAUACCAAAGUCUACUGUUCCGAAGUUGCAGACAAAAGAGCAUGGCAUAAUUUUAGAAACUGUCAGUGAAUUGCCUGCAAAAUAUCGAAGACAAGAAAUAUCUCAAGAGGAGAUUGCAUACAUUGAACGUGGUGGACCUGAGUGAAUUCAGAUCGCAAGAGCCAUAGGAUGGAAGAAUGUUUUCUGUGACAUUUACUUUUUGUCUAGCCAGUUACACCAAAAGGUCUGUCUUCUUAAUUAAUUUUUAUUAAUAAACAAUUAAUUCACCGAAGCUUCAUUUUCAAGGUUAAGUGUUUCUCUUAAUUUUGCUGAAGUAUUAGCUCACAACAAAGAUAAUUUUAUUUAAGCAUGUGUACAUAAUAUAUUUGAAGGCAAGUAA
Molecule: messenger RNA, 563 nt
Organism: Rhopilema esculentum
Lineage: Eukaryota; Metazoa; Cnidaria; Scyphozoa; Rhizostomeae; Rhizostomatidae
Product: alpha-ketoglutarate dehydrogenase component 4-like
Biological process (GO): 2-oxoglutarate metabolic process
Cellular component (GO): oxoglutarate dehydrogenase complex
Molecular function (GO): oxoglutarate dehydrogenase (succinyl-transferring) activity
Source: RefSeq, a predicted model, not a curated record